Molecule: messenger RNA, 1887 nt
Organism: Andrographis paniculata
Lineage: Eukaryota; Viridiplantae; Streptophyta; Magnoliopsida; Lamiales; Acanthaceae
Exons: 2
Coding region: 1010-1537 (175 amino acids)
Source: RefSeq, a predicted model, not a curated record
GACCCCUUUCAUUUGAACACUUCAUCCCCUCGCGGAAGUGAGGGUCAGCAUCCGGCCUUAUCUAUGUUUGCCAACCUUAUCCGGGAGCAGACCCAGGAUGAAGUGCAGUCAUCUGUGCAUGAUUUAGCCCUACUGCUAUCCAAAUAUUUAGCGGAUGUAAUUCAACCGACUAUCCAGAAAGAAAUGACUUGGUUGAAAGAUGAGGAAGCAAGAAGUGCAGGGCACCGAUGCAAGGGAGUCAUAUUGCGGACGCUACCCCAUCAGACCAACCACACUAGGUAACUAAUCCUUCUUCUCAAUUUCAAUAUGGAUAUGUCUCUCCUUCCUAGUGGUGGAGCUAACGGCAGGCACUUUGGCAAGUCCAUCUUCAAGAGGAGGUGGAUUUUCCGCUGGCCUCGUCUAUCAGCCCAGCCAACCCACUUGGGGAGAAGCAUGGGCUGUUGAGCCAGCAACAAAUUUCUACAAGUUUGGAAGAAACAUAGCCUUAUUGUUUCCACCAAGACGGUAAGGGAGUUGGAAUCCUUGGAGUCAACCGUCUUACAUUCCCCCGUUGUACCACGGAACCCCUUGGGGUUCAUAUGCUCAAAACCCGCCGGCUUAUUCAGCGGUUGGGGGGCAUGCAACGGUGGAAAGUGUGGUGACCACAAUAGUUCCAUAUGCAUAGCCACCACAUGCUUCUGGGAGCAUCAAUCCAAAUCUGCCCUAACAGAUUCCUAUGGAGAGGCCGAUCCCUAUCAAUCGGUCUGUUGGAGCACCACCAGUAGCCGCUAAAGAAGCACCAUGACUGAGACUACCCCCCAGAAGGCCGGUUCAGCAGAAUCCGCCACUUCAAGUGAAAAAUCCAUCGCAUCCAGCCAGUUGUGGAUAUCAUCUUUUUGAUGUUUCUCAUCCAUGGAAGGAUUGCUCCACUAUGGAAGUGGUUCAACUAGUUCCACUGGUGGCCAUUCCUGAGGAGAAAUGACUACGGCUGCCUAUUAAGUGGCCGUUGCAUCAAGUUCCACCAUUUCCAAUGCAAAUUCCGGCAGCUCCAGUGAAAAAUCCAUCACUUCAAGUGAAACAUCUGUCAUAUCGAGGACAGAAGGAGAACAUACAAAAGAAUCCGCUGGUAGAUCCAAAUGCUUUGGAGGAAACGAUCAGGAGGUUAUAUGGAGAUGAUCCUCCAAGGAUGCCUGCAAGGCCGCAGUAUCAACAAUCCUUUUCAGACCGGAUCAUAGAUGAUUAUCCUAUUCCCUGUAAAGCGGAAAUACCGAAAUUCACUCUAUUUUCUGGAGAAGAUUCCAAAAUGGACAUCGAGCACAUAAUCCAAUUUGCGGCUAAAUGUAGUGAAGAGCUCGGGAUCAAUGAGUGGUACAAAUUGCAACUCUUUUCAUUAUCACUAACCGGACUAGCUUUAGUUGGUACACCUCGCUGUGUUUUAAUUCAUUGCAGAGUUGGACCCAGUUGGAGAGAGUAUUUCAUGGAAGUUUCCACAAUCCACUGCCCGAGACGACUAUCACAGACCUUCUUAGCUUGUGGAAAAGGCCGGAUGAGCCCGUAGAAGAUUUUUUGUAGUAAUUUUGGAGGAUAGAAAGGUGGUGCAACUUGAAAAUUUGAGAGGUUCAAGUUGUGGAUAUCACCAUUAAUCAGAUGCAUGCUAAAUUAUGAGAGAAACUUAUCUUCCAGGGGUAUGGUGAUCUAGAGACAUUGGCUUCUGUAGUUAUUAGAGCUCAAGAAAGCCUUUCGGAAGCCCAAGCAGCUGAGGGCAACAGAAUUAAUUGUAAUGGUUUCCCCUCCCCCCAAAACUUCACAUUUAUUUGGAGUAACAUGCCCUAAACUACAAUGUCACAAAUCCUAACACUUUGAACACUAUUUUAUUCUAUAUGACCGGAAUUUUUUGACACAGCAAGA